UGUGAACAGCAGGUUGAACUACGUACAGUGAGGAGAAAGCAGAAGGAUAAAGCGUGAGGCAGCGAUGGUCCAGCUUCACGUUAAACGCGGUGAUGAGAGUCAGUUCCUUUUCAACACCACUGUUGAUGUAUCGCUGGAGACACUGAUUAAAGAAGUCACAGCUCUCUAUAACGGGAAGCUGAAAGUAGAGCGGAUAUGUUCAGAAAUACCCGAGCUUGCGGAUCACGGGAUAACGCUUCCUCCGAACAUGCAAGGGCUCACAGACGAUCAGGUCACCGAUCUGAAACUCAGGGAUGAGUGGGAAGACAAGUGUGUCCCCGGCGGUGGUGCAGUCUUCAAUAAGGAUGACACUGGACGCAGAAAUGGACACGCCCCAAAUCAGAGAAUGAAGGAUGUUUUAAUGAAAACUGUGGAAGAGGCCAAAGCUUUGAUUUCAAAAAAACAAGUUCAAGCAAAUGUUUGCGUUACCAUGGAAAUGGUGAAAGAGGCUUUGGACCAGCUCAGAGGUGCAGUCAUGAUUGUUUACCCAAUGGGUCUACCUCCGCACGAUCCGAUCCAGAUGGAAUUUGAGAAUAAAGAGGAUCUAACUGGAACACAGGCGUCUUUGCAGGUGAUACCGGAGGAAGAGGCUCAGUUAUGGUGGGCAAGUAAAGAGAUGCAGCGUGGGAAAAAAUUGCAAGACUAUGUGGGGAAAAACGAGAAAACGAAGAUUGUGGUCAAAUUACAAAAGAGGGGUCAGGGUGCACCGGCACGAGAGCCAGUGGUUAGUGAGGAGGAGCAGAAACAGAUGAUGUUACACUAUUACAGACGACAGGAGGAACUCAAGAAACUGGACGAAACUGAUGACGACGCCUACCUAAACUCCGAGUGGUCGGAUCGGCAGGCGCUGAAAAGACAGUUUCAAGGGCUGGCAGAUAUCAAAUGGAGACCCAAAUAGAUGGUCAGAGAUUACUCUUCUGGACUCAACACGACAGUGCUAUUGUUCUUUUCUCUGUGUGGAUAUCAACGCCUUAAAGACUGGCACACAAUGAGGCAUUCUUCAACAGAGAGUCUGUUUGUUCUCUCUCCACUCUGUUUCAUUGUACAGAGCCACAAAAAGAUUAUAAUAUAUCUAAGCUGGCUUUUUUAUUUUUGUU
Messenger RNA from Chanos chanos (milkfish), 1136 nucleotides. It is a transcript of the gene cfap298, whose product is annotated as cilia and flagella associated protein 298. The coding region runs from base 65 to 937 and encodes 290 amino acids. The transcript has 8 exons. The record is from RefSeq and is a predicted model, not a curated record. Gene Ontology annotation, biological process: regulation of cilium movement. NCBI's taxonomy places the organism in Eukaryota, Metazoa, Chordata, Actinopteri, Gonorynchiformes, Chanidae.